Messenger RNA from Cryptomeria japonica (Japanese cedar), 1551 nucleotides. RefSeq lists its product as uncharacterized. The transcript is spliced from 4 exons. The record is from RefSeq and is a predicted model, not a curated record. Gene Ontology annotation, molecular function: nucleic acid binding; zinc ion binding. Bases 1 to 1551 code for a protein of 516 amino acids. NCBI's taxonomy places the organism in Eukaryota, Viridiplantae, Streptophyta, Pinopsida, Cupressales, Cupressaceae.
AUGGGCGAUGCAGAUAGCCAGUUUGAGAUGGAGACUUCAAUACCUCAGGAGGGAGGUCGAGCUGCCAAGGCUUCCAAGGUGACUAGGAUUGGAUCCUAUGAUGGCGAUCAUGACGACAAGGCCUUGGACAACUUCUUUUGGGAUGUUGAAGAGUACUUGUCAUGCGUGCCUAAGUUAUCUGAUGAGGCCCAGGUUAAGGAGAUUGUGACUCACUUAACUGGGAGUGCGAAACUUUGGUGGCGGACUCAUCAGGCGGACGAACGUGCAGGCAAAACUCACACCAGCACAAUCCACAAAUAUGUGAAGGCGUUCCAGGUGCUGGACCUGGAAUGCUCAAAAUUGAAUGACUUCGAGAAGCUAUUCCUUUUCACCAAGGGCUUCCAACCUUGGGCGAAGGACGAGCUAAGGUGGCAGAAAGUGCAGACUCUUGCAAAGGCCAUCACUAUUGCGGAUGAGUUGCUGGAUUACAAAGGCGAUGUGGCUAAGGGUUUUGUAGGAGCCCAAACGGAGAACUACAAGAAGCAGUUUCGUCGAAAGGAUAAGAAGACGGAUGCUCCUGCGAGUCAAGAUGGUGACAAGAAAAGCAAGAAGCCAAAGAAGUUCCAUGAAGGAAACAACUCAAAAAAGAGGGAUCAAGGCCCUGAGAAAAAGAAGGAGCGCGAGCCAGGUUGUUUCGUCUGUGGUAGAGAAGAUCAUUGGGCACGCAAUUGUCCAGAGCGGGCCAGGAUUAGUGCAUUGUUGACUAAAGAGAAGAAGAUGCCUGGAAUGAGCACUUUGCAGCUCCUCAAUUCCUUGCACAACUCCAUAGACCAACAUAUUGCCGACAAGCACAAGUUGUGCUAUGUUCAAGCGCACUUUGGACCAAAGAGGGUCUUGGCGAUGAUAGAUUCAGGAGCAACUCACAAUUAUAUCUUGGCGGGGCAGAUCAGGAUUGCACCAGGCGAUGAGGAGAAGACCGCCAUCACAACUCGAUAUGGGAUUUAUGAGUUCUUGGUCAUGCCUUUCGGUCUGACAAACACCCCUGCAACUUUUAGCACUUUGAUGAACGAUGUGUUCAGGCCAUUGUUGGAUAAGUGCGUGGUGGUAUAUCUAGACGAUAUACUUGUCUACAGCCAGAGUUUGGAAGAACAUAAGGAGCACCUCAAGGAAGUGUUCUCUUUACUCAAGGUGAACGACUUGUAUGUGAAGAAGGAGAAGUGUGCGUUUGCACAAGAAGAAGUGUCAUUUCUUGGCCACAUUGUGGGACAUGGUCAGAUUCGUCCAGAUUCAGAAAAGCUACAGGCAAUACGAGACUGGGAGCCACUUCAGAAUGUUCAUGAGGUAAGAAAAUUCCUUGGUUUAGCUAACUACUAUCAGAAAUUUGUGGAAGGCUACUCUAGGAUCUCUAGUCCUCUCACUGACUUGCUGAAGAAGGAUAGAAGUUGGAAGUGGGUAGAGAAACAACAGAAUGCAUUUGCUGCAUUGAAGGCGAAGCUGAUAGAGGAUCCAGUCUUGGCCUUGCCUAUUUUUGGCAAACCUUUUGAAGAAUCAGAUGAGGCGGGUUGUAGAUAG